AUGGAACAACAACACAUCGACGAGCUCCUAGAGCGUUACCUCGGUCUACUAAAUGAGUACACUGUCCUGCGUCAAAGUCUGUCUCAGCUUCAGUCUGGUGUGUACCAGAACAUUGCGCGAGCAAACUUCUCUGGCGAGCGGGGUAUGAGGUACGGCCAGGACCAUUACGAUGAGAGGAUGCAAGCCGCUCGACGCUUGGCCAUUGGUGUGGACGGCAAACUACAGCCCACCUUUACCGUUGUCGAUGCCCUUGUGGAGGAACUAGAGGAACCUAAGAAUGAGACUUCUGAGGAGACUGAGAAGCAAAGCGACGAAAACGAUGAUACGCCAGCUCCGAAGAGGAAGGGCAAGAACAAGAAUCCUCUGCACUGGUUUGGACUCUUCGCCCCGAUGCCGCUCCGCACUGCCCAGACUCAAUCAAUCCAAGCGGUGGAGGACAUCAUUCCCCGGCUCGUCUCUAUCAACGCCGAGAUGCUCAGUCUCGAAAUUGAGGUUCGUCGAGCGCGUAAGCGAAGGGCCAAAGCAGAAGCCGCAGUGAAGAAGGGUGAAGCUACAAACGUCACGGACACGCAGCCUCAGACAGCACCUGUUGAAGCGUCGUGA
This is a messenger RNA of Ilyonectria robusta, 603 nucleotides long. RefSeq lists its product as uncharacterized. The coding region runs from base 1 to 603 and encodes 200 amino acids. The record is from RefSeq and is a predicted model, not a curated record. NCBI's taxonomy places the organism in Eukaryota, Fungi, Ascomycota, Sordariomycetes, Hypocreales, Nectriaceae. Gene Ontology annotation, biological process: vacuolar proton-transporting V-type ATPase complex assembly. Gene Ontology annotation, cellular component: Vma12-Vma22 assembly complex; extrinsic component of endoplasmic reticulum membrane. The transcript has a single exon.